This is a messenger RNA of Quercus lobata, 474 nucleotides long. Its product is annotated as transcription factor UNE10-like. Bases 1 to 474 code for a protein of 157 amino acids. The transcript has 3 exons. Gene Ontology annotation, molecular function: protein dimerization activity; DNA-binding transcription factor activity. The record is from RefSeq and is a predicted model, not a curated record. Lineage: Eukaryota; Viridiplantae; Streptophyta; Magnoliopsida; Fagales; Fagaceae. Gene Ontology annotation, biological process: regulation of DNA-templated transcription.
AUGUCGUACCUGACUGACAAGGCUUUAAUGCUUGACGAAGUGAUUGAAUAUCUGAAGCAAUUGCAAGCUCAAGUCCAAAUGAUGAGCAGAAUGAGUAUGCCACCAAUGAUGUUACCAAUGGCCAUGCAACAACAACGACAGAUGUCCAUGAUGGCACCAAUGGGCAUGGGGAUGGGAAUGGGCAUGGGACUUGGUAUGGGGAUGGACAUGAACAAUAUCAAUCGGUCCAACAUCACUGGCAUCUCUCCUGUUCUUCACUCUACUGCUUUCAUGCCUAUGACCUCAUGGGAUGCCGGCUCUGGUGACCGGAUACAAGCUACUUCACCCACGGUACUCUGCAUAAGCAAUAAGAACAAAACGCAGAGAGCAAAGAGCUGCAAAGUGCUACCACUUCAUUUCCCCCUUAGAAGAAUGGACACGAACAAAUUCGCUGAUCUUCGCGCCGACGGGUACAUAGCUAUCUCUUUUCUUUAG